This is a messenger RNA of Styela clava, 2316 nucleotides long. The record is from RefSeq and is a predicted model, not a curated record. NCBI's taxonomy places the organism in Eukaryota, Metazoa, Chordata, Ascidiacea, Stolidobranchia, Styelidae.
GCUAUAGACUGUAUUUUUAGUAUUACAGUAUAAUACAGAUCUGUCUGAAAAAAAUGAGUGAAGCAGAACAACUAGUCGCUCGUACAAGAGAAGCUUUUCAAACUGGAAAGACUAAAGAUGUAUCAUGGAGACUUAAUCAAUUAAAACAACUUCAUAAGAUGCUUACUGAGAAUGAACCUGCUAUAAUUGAGCUGAGAAAAAGAUCUCCGAAAGACAGCAUUUGAAACUGUUAUUACUGAAAUCAGUAUAGCACGAUGUGAAACAGCACACGCAAUCAACCAUUUGAAAAAUUGGGUGAAGCCAACUUACCCAUCAAAACAUUGGUACAAACUAUGGAUGGUAUUUACAUCAAGCCUGAACCUUAUGGCGUCGUUCUUAUUAUAGGAGCUUGGAAUUAUCACAUUAUUCUGGUUGCACCGUUAGUUGGAGCAAUUGCAGCAGGCAAUUGUGCUGUUUUAAAGACGUCUGAGGUGGCAGAACAUACUGCUAAAGUUAUGACAGAACUGAUUCCAAAAUAUUUGGAUAAGGAAUGCUUUCCUGUGUACAAUGGUGCAGUUCCUGAAACAACUGAACUAUUGAAGCAGAAAUUUGACUACAUAUUUUUCACUGGCAACCCUAUGGUAGGAAAAAUUGUGAUGCAAGCAGCUGCAAAACAUCUUACUCCAGUUACAUUGGAAUUAGGAGGAAAGUCUCCUGUCUAUCUUCAUAAAAAGUCAGAUGCUAAAUUAGCUGCAUCAAGAAUUGCAUGGGGAAAACUCAUCAACCUUGGGCAAACGUGUGUCGCUCCUGAUUAUAUUAUGUGCGAUUCAGAGAUUAAAGAGGAUUUUGUUAAGGCCCUGUGUGAUGUUAUUAUUGAAAGAUUUGGAAAAGAUCCUCAAAAAUCAAAAGAUUUGCCAAGACUUAUCAAUGAUCGGCAGUUUAACAGAUUAAAAGGAUUGCUUGAUAAAACUCCGAAAGAAAAAAUUGUUUUUGGGGGACAGACUGAUGAAGCGGAUAAGUACAUUGCUCCAACUAUAGUUAACAACUGUACUAUGGAAGAUGCAUUGAUGUCGGAUGAAUUGUUUGGACCAAUAUUCCCAAUCAUGGAAGUAAAUGGGAAAGAAGAAGCUGUUGCCACCAUAAAUAAAUUGGAGAAACCAUUGGCAUUAUAUGUUUUCUCAAAUGAACCACAGGUGGUAGACUAUGUGCUUUCAAAUACAUCAAGUGGUGGAGUGACUGUUAAUGAUACUAUCCUGCAUAUGACUGGAACCAAUGUGCCUUUUGGGGGUGUUGGUACAAGUGGGACUGGCAGUUAUCAUGGAAAAUAUUCAUUUGAUACGUUCUCACAUCAUCGUACAGUUUGUUACAGGAAACAAAACUUGGAAGCUUUGUUGCAAAGUAGAUAUCCACCAUAUACCGAUACCAAUCUGAGCAGGAACAAGUUUCUCAUUGAAGAAAAGCCUGGCGCAGGCUCCUGUUGUAUGCAAUGAUCUAACAUAAUCAGUUCAUAUACAAUUAUGAAGCAGGGUAAAAAAGGACCUCACAUAUCCAAUCAUAUAUAAAUGUAAUCUAUGUAAAAUUCGAAUAAUUCUCUGCUAUCUUAAUGAAGUAUUUAUAAUUUUUUUUAUAUUUUAAACUGUGGCGCAUCCUGGCCAUCAAAAAUUCUUACUCUAGGACUCCGAAAUUACCUCAAAACCGAAUUCUGAAAACAUCCCUUUUAUCACAGCGCUCGUUGAAAGAGCUAAUUUUUUCGGAUGUUAUUGACUUUCCUAUUGCGAAAAAUAUACAAUUUAUAGUCGAUAAUAACCUUUAAAAUAUCACAUCAUAAUAAUUGCGUUCAACGUAGACCAACUAGGAGAAUACAAUUUAGGUAGCAAAGAAAAUUGAUUAAACUUCUAUUUCAAUGAUUAGAUUUUAUAUCUUCCUGAUCCGGGAGAAAUUCGCCGCAGUAAUUUUAAUGGGCUCGUUUAUAAUGAAUAAUGUAUUACGGGGCACACUGUAUUUUUCAUCCCCGAAACUUCCUUUCGGCCCGAAAUCCCCCUGAUUGCGCCACUGUUCUCAAAGUUCAAAUUUCUGUUUUAAUUUUUAUCAAUGGUGGCUAAUACUACCUAUUAUGUAUAUCUUUGUGAGCAAUUUUAUACCUUACGUAAUUCUUAAUUUUAAAGCGUAUGCAAUAAUUCUAACCAUCGCUCGUGAUUUUUUCACUGUUGUUUUAAAUCUGCUGUAGCAAGUAUCUUACUUUUUCAUGGCCACUGCGAUUCUUAAAAUGUAAUAUCUGAUAAAGAUUCAAAUAUGUUAUAUUAUAAAUAAACCAAAAUUAUGUUGAACAUGUGUAUA